AAAGAAGCUUCCCAGUUCACCAAAAGAACAAUUUUUAUCUACCCAGAUAAUUGCUAUUUGGGUGGUCCACAGAAUGGCAAAACCAUAUGAAUUUAACUGGCAGAAGCCAGUGCCUUCCUUUCUACAGGAUGGAGCUAUUUUUGACAGAUACGAAGAGGAAUCUUCUGUUUUUGAACCAGGCUGCCUCUUUAAAGUUGAUGAAUUUGGCUUUUUUCUAUCAUGGAAAAGUGAAGGAAAGGAAGGGCAAGUUUUAGAAUGUUCCCUGAUCAACAGUAUUCGCUUUGGAGCAGUACCAAAGGAUCCAAAAAUAUUAGCUGCCCUUGAAGCUGUCAGUAAAGCAGAAAAUGAACUUGAAGGACGGAUAGUUUGUGUCUGUAGUGGCACUGAUCUGGUGAACCUCAACUUCACAUACAUGGUAGCGGAAAGCACUGAAGACGCUAAGCAAUGGAUUGAUGGACUCAGAUCAAUUAUAGGUAACUUCAGAGCCAACAAUGUUUGUCCCACAACAUGCCUCAAGAAACACUGGAUGAAAUUGGCAUUUUUGACUAACACUAAUGGCAAAAUUCCAGUUAGAAGAAGAAAGCAUCAACGAGAUCCUCGGCUGAAUGAAAUUUUAUUUCCAUUCUUUGAUCCUAAAAGAGCGAUGCAGAUAAUUGAAACAUAUGAACCAGAUGAAGAUUUGAAAAAUAAAGGUGUCAUGUCAAGUGAUGGGUUUUGCCGGUACUUGAUGUCAGAUGAAAAUGCCCCUGUCUUCCUAGACCGUUUAGAGCUCUAUCAAGAGAUGGAACAACCUCUGGCUCACUAUUUUAUUAGCUCUUCCCACAACACAUAUCUCACAGGAAGGCAGUUUGGUGGAAAGUCAUCAGUGGAGAUGUAUAGACAAGUCCUCUUGGCUGGAUGCAGGUGUAUCGAACUUGACUGCUGGGAUGGAAAGGGGGAAGAUCAAGAACCAAUAAUAACACAUGGAAAGGCCAUGUGUACAGAUAUUCUGUUCAAGGAUGUGAUUCAAGCCAUUAAGGAAACAGCCUUUGCAACAUCUGAGUAUCCUGUCAUCUUGUCCUUUGAAAAUCACUGCAGCAAAUACCAACAAUACAAAAUGUCAAAAUACUGUGAAGAUAUUUUUGGAGAUCUUCUCUUAAAGCAGCCACUAGAAACACAUCCAGUAAGAGUCUUUCAACUGUUAUGUUUAAGUAUUCUUGAGGAAAUGUUUGGAAAUAUGAUGCUGCCUCUUCUUUCCAAUCAUUCCCACUUGAACCCAGAGAUGCUACCACCAAUGGAUGUGUUUAUUUCAAUACACUUUCAGGGCGUGAUAACUGCAGACGAUGAACAAGCAUGGAUGGCUUCUUAUAAAUAUGUAGGUGCCACCACUAAUAUACACCCGUACUUAUCAACAUUGAUCAACUACGCUCAGCCUGUUAAAUUUCAAGGUUUCAGUGUAGCAGAAGAACGCAACAUUCACUACAACAUGUCCUCUUUUAAUGAGUCUGUCGGGUUGGGUUAUUUGAAGACGCACGCAAUUGAAUUUGUGAACUACAAUAAACGGCAAAUGAGUCGAAUAUACCCAAAGGGAGGCAGAGUGGAUUCCAGCAAUUACAUGCCUCAAAUUUUCUGGAACGCUGGAUGCCAGAUGGUCUCCCUUAACUAUCAGACCCCAGAUCUAGCAAUGCAGUUGAAUCUGGGGAAAUUUGAAUACAACGGGUCGUGUGGUUAUCUUCUUAAACCAGAUUUCAUGCGGCGUCCUGAUCGGACAUUUGACCCUUUUUCUGAGACUCCUGUGGAUGGUGUUAUUGCAGCAACUUGUUCCGUGCAGGUCAUAUCUGGUCAAUUUUUAUCAGACAAAAAAAUUGGCACUUACGUAGAGGUGGAUAUGUAUGGCCUUCCCACUGACACGAUACGAAAAGAAUUCCGAACACGGAUGGUGAUGAACAAUGGCUUAAAUCCUGUUUACAACGAAGAAUGUUUUGUCUUUCGAAAGGUGAUUCUACCAGAUCUUGCAGUCUUGAGGAUAGCAGUUUAUGACGACAACAAUAAGUUGAUUGGUCAAAGGAUAUUGCCACUGGAUGGGCUUCAGGCAGGCUAUCGACACAUUUCCCUUCGAAAUGAAGGCAACAAGCCAUUGUCUCUGCCAACGGUUUUCUGCAACAUUGUACUUAAAACUUAUGUGCCUGAUGGUUUUGGAGAUAUUGUGGAUGCCUUGUCAGAUCCAAAGAAAUUUUUAUCUGUCAUGGAGAAAAGAGCAGACCAGAUGAGAGCUAUGGGAAUUGAAACGAGUGACAUAGCUGAUGUUCCAAAUGACACAUCGAAGAACGAUAAGAAGGGGAAAAUUAAUAACGCUAAAGCAAAUGUUACUCCUCAAACUAGCUCUGAAGUCAGAUCAAAUCCCAUUUCCAGUACAGGACCUGGUACUGAAAUUAAGAAAGGUAUAGAUCUUAUUCCUCAAAUCAAGAUAGAAGACCUAAAACAGAUGAAGGCGUAUAUAAAACAUUUGAAAAAACAGCAAAAAGAACUGACUGCUUUGAAGAAGAGGCAUGCCAAGGAGCACAGUGUCAUGCAGAAGUUACACUGCACACAAGUUGACAAAAUGGUAGCCCAGUAUGACAAAGAGAAGCUAUCUUAUGAGAAACUCCUUGAGAAGGCGAUCAAGAAAAAGGGAGGAAAUAAUUGUCUUGAGAUGAAAAAAGAAACGGAAAGUAAAGUUCAAAUGUUAACAUCUGAUCAUAAAUCAAAGGUGAAGGAAAUUGUGGCACAGCACACCAAAGAAUGGUCUGAGAUGAUCAACACUCACAGUGCAGAAGAGCAAGAAAUGCGUGAUCUGCACCUUAGUCAACAGUGUGAACUACUGAAAAAGCUGUUAAUUAAUGUGCAUGAACAGCAGACGCAACAACUGAAGCUUUCCCAGGACAGAGAAAGUAAAGAAAUGCGUGCCAACCAAGCAAAAAUUUCAAUGGAAAACAGUAAAGCCAUAAGCCAAGAUAAAUCUAUCAAAAACAAAGCUGAAAGAGAAAGGCGUGUGAGGGAGCUGAAUAGCAGUAACACAAAGAAGUUUCUGGAAGAAAGAAAACGGUUGGCAAUGAAGCAAUCAAAGGAAAUGGAUCAGUUGAAGAAAGUCCAACUUGAGCAUGUAGAAAUUUUGGAGAAACAAAAUGAGCAG
This is a messenger RNA of Thamnophis sirtalis, 3151 nucleotides long. The record is from RefSeq and is a predicted model, not a curated record. Lineage: Eukaryota; Metazoa; Chordata; Lepidosauria; Squamata; Natricidae.